Prunus armeniaca (apricot) is the source of this 642-nucleotide messenger RNA. NCBI's taxonomy places the organism in Eukaryota, Viridiplantae, Streptophyta, Magnoliopsida, Rosales, Rosaceae. The record is from the annotation of a GenBank genome assembly.
AUGGUGUUCAUCCUGCCAGAAAAGUUCAGGGCAGCAGAAGGGCAAGAAAAUACUCUAGAGGGAGACGUGUUUUCACAAGAAAGCUUUGAGUGCCGGCUGACAGAGGUAGAAGAGGCACCAGAACAGCAAACAGGUACUCAAAAGAUAGGCGGAACUACCACCAAACUAGCUGCAGAACAGCUUUUCUUCUCCAAACCAACUAGGGAAAUGACCAAUCACCUCAGGCCUUUGUUUAUAACAGCAAAUUUUGGGGGUAUUCCCAUUUCCAAAGUCUUGGUAGAUGGAGGUGCAUCCAUUAAUCUUCUGCCUCACAGAUUGCUGACCAAGAUGGGCAGAACAGAGGACUGGAUUCACCAAAGCUUAUGUGUUCCUUCCACUCUGCAUCAGCAAUUAGCCCUUUGGAAUGAAGAAGGUCACAUGGAGAUACUAGAGACCGAUCCACGACCAUUUCUGCCUUCUGCCAUGUUUUUUGAGGCAAGGUAUUAUCAUGAUGACCUUGGUCCUUUCACCUUCCUUGGAGUCAACCAGAACGGCAGCCCUCAUGGUGUCACGGCCCAGAGACUCAUUGAAGAUGGUCUAGCCAGUUCUCUAGAGGACUGGAAUAUACCUUUUGUUCUAAACCUCCAAAACUCUGAUGUUUAG